AUGCUGCGCUUUGCCGCGCUCCAGAAGGGGCGUCACUUCAAGGUCUCCCACAUGAACUGGGAAACCUUCUUCCGCAUCCUGGUACACGAGGAAGAUGACAUGUCGCUUGCAAGCCACGAUAUGAUCAUCGGGCCAGCUGAUUACUCUCUGAAGGAUUCGGCAUAUGGCCUUAAGAAGCAUAAUAUCAAGGGCUAUCGAAAAGCAACACCGACGAGCUGCUGCGCUCGGGGAACAAAGUGA
Messenger RNA from Sparassis crispa, 240 nucleotides. RefSeq lists its product as hypothetical. Lineage: Eukaryota; Fungi; Basidiomycota; Agaricomycetes; Polyporales; Sparassidaceae. The record is from RefSeq and is a predicted model, not a curated record. The transcript has 2 exons. The coding region runs from base 1 to 240 and encodes 79 amino acids.